Molecule: messenger RNA, 399 nt
Organism: Strongylus vulgaris
Lineage: Eukaryota; Metazoa; Nematoda; Chromadorea; Rhabditida; Strongylidae
Source: the annotation of a GenBank genome assembly
AUGCUGAAAUUUGGCCAUGUGCGCUGCACGUGUGAUGGAAUGACAAAGCGAAUUGCUGAAGGAUGGAAUCGGCGACCAAAACCUAUGUCGCAUGUUGAUCAAAGUCCAGUCAGCGAAUUCGGUGAUCCACAAGAUGUGCUCGGAGAAAUGGCCGAUAUCUCAGCAAUAGCCUCCAAAAGAACAUUUGAAACAGAAUCAGUUCGGUACGGUACCAGCAAUGGUAAUGUCGAUUGUGGUACUGAGGGCGGUGGCGGCACCGCUGCCGUCGAAACAGAUGAAAAGAUCAUCGUUUGGGGUCGAAACAUCAGGAGUACACACACCGUAGAGCGAGUCAGUGUGUGUCGCGAGAUGACGAAAGACACUGCAAAUACAGUGAUACAGCGCUGGAAAUGCUGGUGA